CUGUGAGGCCUCACAGAUUUUUUUUUUUCUUCUACUGACAGGAAGUGAAACUUUACACCACAGGUUGGAAGAAUAAACGACACACACCACAACACGAGCAGUGCACUUUGUGUUUUAGUCUCUUCCUCACUGAGCUCUGUGUGGUGUCGAAAAGUUUCCUCCAGAAUGUCGGACACAGCAGAGCUCAUCACAUCCGAAGAGACACAAGAUGUUGUGUCCUCACUACCACCACCACCACCAUACACCUACCAAGGGCAGGACCCUCCACCUUACUCUGCAACACCAGCAAUGUACUGUCCACCCAAAGUCGAAACAACAUGCCCCUAUCAGCCAACCACCUACGUGUCUUUCCGUGACAUAAACCCAGAGCUCGCGGACACAACUCCACUUACAGCCUCGUCUUCUUUUGAUGACAAGAUAGUGAGACAAGGGUUUGUUAGAAAGGUCUUCAGCAUCCUGACUCUCCAGCUGCUCUUCACCUUCAGCGUGGUGUGCGUGUUCACCUUCUCCAGCGUGAUCAAAGACGCCGUGCAGAAAAACCUGUGGCUCUACCUCAGCUCCUACAUCAUCUUCAUCGUGGUCGCCAUCGCCCUCAGCUGCUUCAAGUCCUUCAGCCGGCGUCACCCCUGGAACAUCGUGGGACUGGUUGUGGUCACUCUGAGUUUGUCGUACAUGGUGGGAACCGUCGCCUCCUUCCACAACACCUCCGCUGUUGUCAUCACCAUGGGAGCUACGAUUGCCAUCUCACUCGCAAUCAUUGCAUUUUCUGUGCAGACUCGCUAUGACUUCACUAUUUGCUACGGUGUUCUGCUGAUUCUGGCUGUGGACUUGAUCAUGUUCGGCUUCUUCUGCACUUUUUAUUACUCCUACAUCGCUGAUGUCGCCUACGGAUGUCUGGGUGCUCUGCUGUAUUCACUGUUCCUGAUGAUCGACUGUCAGCUGCUGAUGGGGAUGAGGAGCUACAGUCUGGAUCCGGAGGAAUACGUCAACGCUGCGCUCAUGAUCUACCUGGACAUAGUCCUCAUCUUCCUCUACCUGCUGGGGAGGAGGUGAAACUGUACACACAACAUAUCAACACACUUACACACACACACAGACGGACACUCCAAACUGUACACACAAUGAAAAUGUCCUUUAUUGUUAUUAUUAAUAUGUAUAUACUGAAGCUGCAUCCUCUUUACGUGACAAUGAAUCAUCAGUGUUUUGUAUUUUCUGUUUCACAUGAAUAAAAAUUGAUAUAAAAA
Messenger RNA from Larimichthys crocea (large yellow croaker), 1244 nucleotides. RefSeq names its product protein lifeguard 1. Bases 166 to 1053 code for a protein of 295 amino acids. Lineage: Eukaryota; Metazoa; Chordata; Actinopteri; Sciaenidae. The record is from RefSeq and is a predicted model, not a curated record. The transcript is spliced from 6 exons. Gene Ontology annotation, cellular component: endoplasmic reticulum; Golgi apparatus; membrane. Gene Ontology annotation, biological process: negative regulation of apoptotic signaling pathway.